UUUGUAAAUUGCGAUAACCAUAUUAAACCAUAUUGACAUAUGGGACCGUUCAUAAAAACAUUGACAUUUACCCCACCAUUCAAUUAAUAAUUAAAUAGAUAUUUUGAUGCGAGCAUCACUACUGGCUGGUAUCAUUAGUUGCUUGAACUUUGAUUGGAACGACUGUGCAUCACAUAACAAGAAUGUCUAUAACACAAGCUGCCAUAGACGAAUUAAGGAGUUCAUUCCUCAGUAAUCAAGGGAAAAUUGACUCAAAUGUCCAUCCUGCUGAUCUGGCUCGGGCCAAGAAUGAUGACAAUUGGCUCAAAAGGUUCUUGAUGCACCAUGAUGGAGAUCAACAAUUGGCUCUUAACAUGAUGUGGGAUGUCAUGGAGUGGAGGAAAACAUUUGGAACAAAUGAUAUCACUGAGUCAACAGUCAAAAUGGAUUACUUGGUGGAUGGUGGAUUUUUCUCUAGGGGUAGAGACAAAGAUGGUGCUGCAAUAUUUAUUUUCAAGUGCAAGAAGCACACCAAGGGAUCUAAAAACAGUGAUGAUCUCAAGAGAUUAGUUGUAUAUUGGAUUGAGCGCCUGGAAAGGCAGGAAAAAGGUCAACCAAUCACUUUGUUCUUUGACAUGGAGGGUUGUGGUCUUUCAAAUAUGGAUAUGGAAUUCACACAGUAUUUAAUUGGAUUGUUUAAGCUGUAUUACCCUUACUUUCUUAAUUAUAUUAUUAUUUUUGAAAUGGCUUGGAUCCUCAAUGCUGCAUUCAAAGUGAUAAAGUCGUUGUUACCGGAGAAAGCUGUCCAGAAAAUUAAGAUGCUGAAGAAGGCGGACAUCGAUUCGUAUGUGCCGUUGGAUCAAGCUCUGAAAUGUUGGGGCGGCCAAGAUGAUUACAUCUACAGUUUCGAGUCAGAGGUCAUCAAUGAAACCCCACCUCUCCAGCAUUCAACCACCAACAAAAAGGUUCAUUUUGCAGAUGGUUCUCGAGCAUCAACUGCUUCGGGAGACAAAGACGCUGAUGCCGAUCUGCGUAUUUCUCCUACGAGCAUCAUCAAUUUCGUUCUCGAUGGCGGUGAAUAUUCGAGCACAUUGGAACUUCAGAAUGUUUCUAAUCAGAAUUUAUCAUAUAAAAUGAAGACGACGGCUCCCGAAAAAUUCCGAGUAAAGCCUAGUGUUGGUGUGCUUUCGCCCGGUGAACGUGAGUCUGUGGUCGUUGCCAUUCAUCCCGCAUUCCAGUUAAACGGCUUCGCGAAAGACAAGUUUCUUGUGAUGUACGUGCCUGUAGACAAGCCUAACAUGCCAUAUCAAGAUAUUGUAGAUUUGUGGAAGAACAGCAGCAAUACGAAGGGAGCCAAGCAGCAUGUGCUUCGAAGCACUUUGGAUGGACCGGCGGAUGCUUCCAAGAGCGUCACCAACGGGCAAACUGCAUCUUCGUUGUCUCAAGGCAGCGGUAAGCAACAGCCGAUGGAACAGAAGCUACAAUCGGAUAUGUCGGCGUUGCUGAACGGCCAAAAGCAAAUGAAGAAGGACGUGAACCAGAUGCAGAUGUUGCUGUACAUUAUCAUCUGUAUGCUGGUUGUUGUGGGCUCGAUGCUCGUUUACGUCGUGAAACACAUGAACGACGGCAACGGAGAUCAGUUGGGCGCGAUUCCGGACCAAUCGCAGCUAUAACAAUACCUGUUGGAGGCGGGCCCGGAAGAAGCACGCCAGCCUUCGACGGACGGCAUCCUAGAGCACAUCCUCUGGGCACUGUUCUACAUCUUUUGCCUUCUCAAAGACACUUUCUCUAGGUGAACGUGCGCUUCUUGGACCUCAGCUUGAACGCAUAUUGACGUGCAUUUGGUUUUAUACACCGCCCUUAUAUUAUGUUUUUGUUUUCGUGUUUCAUCUUUAAAUAUGUAUAAUUUGAUAUCACAAAGUUUGAGUUAAAAAUGAGAGAGAGUGAGAGAGAGAAAAAUCAACAGAUAUUUUACAAAUUAUUGACAAACUUUGCCAAAUUUAUACAUACCUAAAACCAAACACACACUAAAUUAUUGCAAUAAUA
Nicrophorus vespilloides is the source of this 2025-nucleotide messenger RNA. RefSeq names its product motile sperm domain-containing protein 2-like. The coding region runs from base 183 to 1652 and encodes 489 amino acids. Lineage: Eukaryota; Metazoa; Arthropoda; Insecta; Coleoptera; Silphidae. The transcript is spliced from 10 exons. The record is from RefSeq and is a predicted model, not a curated record.